AUGGCAGACACUUCCACAUUAUUAGAACAGGCUAGAGCGGCGUCAUCUAGUGGUAAAUUCAAAGAAGCCGAAUCAAAAUAUCAAGAGAUAAUUUUAUCAAAAGAGAAUUCUGGACAACCAACUUCUAAGGUUUUACAAGAUCAGGAAGCUGCUAUAUUAGAAUUAGGGAAGAUAUAUCAAAAUGAAAAACAACCCGAUAAGUUAAACGAACUUCUUGCGUAUUCAAGAGCUGUAUUGGGGAAUUUUGCCAAGUCAAAGACAGCUAAGAUCGUCAAAACACUUAUCGAGUACUUUGAUAAUAUUUCUGAUGCUCUUGAGUUACAGAUACAAGCAACUAAAGACAGUAUUGAAUGGUCAAUCGAAAAUAAGUUAUCAUUUUUAAGACAAUCGUUACAAUUGAAAUUAUCUGCGUUGUUAUAUCAAAAGGGAUCAUACCAAGACGCAUUGAGAAUUAUAACGGAUUUGUUGCGAGAAUAUAAGAAAUUGGAUGAUAAGUCGUCUUUAGUCGAGGUUCAAUUAUUGGAAUCCAAAUUGUUCCACGCUUUAAGAAAUAUUCCAAAGGCAAAGGCUGCGUUAACAAGUGCAAGAACAUCAGCUAAUUCGAUAUAUUGCCCAACAUUAUUGCAAGCAGAAUUGGAUUGCCAAAGUGGUAUUUUGAAUUCAGAGGAUAAAGAUUAUAAAACUGCAUUUUCAUAUUUUUACGAAGCGUUUGAAGGCUUCAACUCUCAAGAUGAUGAUAGGGCAAUUGUUAUAUUAAAAUACAUGUUAUUAACCAAGAUUAUGUUAAAUCUUAUCGACGAUGUUAACACAAUUUUAGGUAAUAAGAAUGUUGUCAAAUAUCAAUCAAGAGAUAUUGAUGCAAUGAAGUCCAUUGCUACUGCUUAUUCUAAUAGAUCCUUGAAGGAUUUUGAAUCAUCCCUUUCUACAUACUCGCAAGAAUUAAGGUCUGAUCCAAUUAUUAAAAGUAAUUUCAAUGCUUUAUAUGAUAAUUUAUUAGAGCAAAACUUGUUGAAGAUAAUCGAAUCGUAUAGUUGUGUUGAAUUAUCUCAUAUUUCCCAAACAAUUGGCUUAAAUUUACAACAAGUUGAAGGUAAAUUAUCUCAGAUGAUUUUGGAUAAAGUUUUUUAUGGUGUCUUAGACCAAGGAAAUGGUUGGUUAAUUAUAUAUGAUGAACCAAGAAAAGAUGCGACAUAUGAAGCUUCAUUUGGUCUAGUAAACAAUUUGUCUAACAUUGUUGAUUUAUUGUAUGAAAAGGCUUCUUCAUUGAAUUAG
Debaryomyces fabryi is the source of this 1272-nucleotide messenger RNA. It is a transcript of the gene RPN6, whose product is annotated as proteasome regulatory particle lid subunit. The transcript has a single exon. Bases 1 to 1272 code for a protein of 423 amino acids. Gene Ontology annotation, molecular function: structural molecule activity. The record is from RefSeq and is a predicted model, not a curated record. Gene Ontology annotation, biological process: ubiquitin-dependent protein catabolic process. Gene Ontology annotation, cellular component: proteasome regulatory particle, lid subcomplex. Lineage: Eukaryota; Fungi; Ascomycota; Pichiomycetes; Serinales; Debaryomycetaceae.